AUGCUACUCUUCAUCGUCGUCGCCGUCAUCGUCGGUUACAUCACCUGGACCUAUUACUCCUGGCGACGGCUCGCCCACAUCCCAGGGCCUGCUUUCUGCGGCUUCACGCAGCUCCGUCAAUUGUAUUGGAUCGCCCAAGGCCAACCCGCAGCUCACUACGCAGAAUCAUGCGCUCGAUACGGGAAAUUAGUGCGUGUGGGUCCGAAUCAACUCAUUACAGGAGAUGCAGAGCAGUGGCGGAAAAUGGGAUCGAUUCGCAGCUCGUACACCCGUUCUAAUUUCUUCGAGGCGGCUAGGUUUCGAAGGGGCGAAGACAGUGUGCUGAGCAUGAGAGAUGAGAAAGCUCACACCGAUUUGAGAGCGAAACUGGGCCCUGGAUAUAGCGGCAAGGAGGUUCCUGGCGUGGAAGCCAUCAUUGACAAAAGUGUCACUGAGUUUGUGGAGCUCGUUCAGCAGUACGUGAGUACGAGAGAAGUCUUCCGACCUAUGGAUCUCUCGGAGAAAGUCAACUUCUUCACUCUGGAUGUGAUCAGUGCCUUGGCAUUUGGAGAGCCAUUUGACAACCUACGAGACGACAAGGACAACCCAGGAAUCAUUGGCGACACACAAAGGUCCAUCACCCUUCUCGCCAUAUUCCAUGAACUGCCGUAUGUAUAUUUGUUCUUGGAGAAGACUGGUCUCUUGGAACGGCUUCAGGCCUUUCUCGGCGAUGAUUUUGGCUUCAACAAAGUGUUCAAAAUUGCGGAUGCCGCUGUAGAGAGAAGGUUCGGCAAGGCUGAGAAAUCAUAUAAGCUGCCAGAAGACAAGAACGACAUGAUGGGAUCGUUCAUACGACAUGGACUUUCUCGAAAGCAAAUCGAAAAUGAGACAGUGUUGCAAGUCCUUGCGGGCAGCGACACCACAGCUGGGGCCAUCAGAAGUAUCUUGGUUCCAUUAAUGAGCAACGCACAGGCGCAGAAGAAGCUCGUCGAAGAGAUCGACAGGGCAAACAUUACUGGCGUCGUUGUCACGGAUGCUGAAGCCAGAAACAUGCCAUACCUACAAGCUUGUAUCAAAGAAGGCAUGCGAUGGCAGCCUCCAGCGCCAACGUUACUGUCAAGAAAAGUUCCUCCUGAAGGAGACACUAUCAACGGCUUGUUCGUGCCAGGCGGUACCAAGAUUGGCUGGUCCGGCCACGCCAUCCAUCAUGACGAAGAUCUCUUCGGUCCAGAUGCUGACAUCUUCCGCCCGGAACGGUGGAUCUUGUGUGAAGAUGGAGGAGACUGCGACUCUCCAUCAAAGCUGACGCAGAUGAAUCGUGUCAGUGAACUGCAGUUCAGCUACGGACGCUUUCGAUGCCUGGGGGAGAUCGUUGCUAGGAUCGAGAUCAACAAAAUUUUGGUCGAGCUCUUCCGGCGCUUCGAGGUCAAUUCCUGCAAUCCAUUGAAGGUCUUCGAGAUGAAUUUCUCGUCGGACGUGUUUGUGCAGGCGGGGAUGUGGGUGCGAGUGACGGACAGGCGACGAGCUUGA
Messenger RNA from Zasmidium cellare ATCC 36951, 1509 nucleotides. RefSeq lists its product as uncharacterized. Gene Ontology annotation, molecular function: iron ion binding; heme binding; monooxygenase activity. The record is from RefSeq and is a predicted model, not a curated record. Lineage: Eukaryota; Fungi; Ascomycota; Dothideomycetes; Mycosphaerellales; Mycosphaerellaceae. The coding region runs from base 1 to 1509 and encodes 502 amino acids. The transcript is spliced from 2 exons.